AUGGGAGCUUUCUUCUUCUUGCUUGAAGAACCAGAAACCUUCUUCUCCAAACUUUUGAUCUUGCUCACCAUCUUGUCCAUGGACUUUUGCAUCUUCUCAAUGGCUUUCCCUUGCCAUUUGUUGAACUUUUGGAGAAGUCCAAUCCUCUUGUGGCAGCCACAACAGAGGGGUUCAUCCUUGGAGCCUCAUACUCCUCAAAGUAAUAGCACUCAGGCUCACCCAAAUCCGCACUCUCCUGGACUGAUCCUCAGCUCGACUCAGCUCGAUCCUCAGCUCGAUCGAGCUCAGGCUCCUCUUCUCGCAAAUCAUCCUCAUGCCCAACUAAUGUGUACACAGGGGGUUGGUCUUGCAAAACUUGAUGUCCAUCCAACCUGGUUCAGUGGCUCUCUAUCAGUUGGGUUCACUCCAGCAGCACACAAGAUAGGUGUGAUGAGCCCUCCAACACUUAGCGCCUUCCUCGUUGAUGUCUAG
Microthlaspi erraticum is the source of this 471-nucleotide messenger RNA. Lineage: Eukaryota; Viridiplantae; Streptophyta; Magnoliopsida; Brassicales; Brassicaceae. The record is from the annotation of a GenBank genome assembly.